AGAAUGCACGUGACGAAAUAGUGACUAACUUGGGAUCAUGAUUGUCCUUCGAUCAAUUGCAUACUAAACCUAGUAUUAAGUAGUACGUAGUGCAUCUAGCUACCCCAGUCUACACCGCUCGACUUAUAAUGGCUUUCGGCGAGGUUGUACACUACGUGACCCAGCCCACAGACUGGCCUGAACCAGUCCGCGGUAUUGCUUCCCUAUUGUCACCAUUUCACUGUCCCAACUGGCCAAGUAAUGAGCAUCUUGCCAGCACGUCAUCCUCGAAGUUCCCGGAGCCACUUUCUUCCAAUGAAGCACCUGCACCGGGAUCAUAUACUGCAAAGGAUUUUCAGGCCUUGAUUCACUCGACGGCCGCAGGGUUAAGCGCACUUGCUGAGCUUCCUCACUACGGUGGCGAGAGAUCCACUGUUCCCCAUUGGUCUCAGCUUCUCCAUGCACUGGCAAACACACUGUCUCCAGAUGUUCUGAUUCUCGAAGAUGCGCCGUUCAUCAUGCCACGGUCUCAGAACAUGACGAGUCAGCCGUCAAAUCUCAUUGACGGACAUGCGACUCUUCUUGCUGCACAUGCAAUCUAUUCUACGCCUAGAACUCCUUCAGACAGUUCCACCACCAGCUCACAAGACGAGGAAGACAACGAUGAAUCGAUGUCUUCUGCAGAUUUUGACUCGUGCGACGGUUCGGUUGACUCACUCGACCUGCCAUUGCAAGCGCACAUGCUUCCGGGUCGAGGCAGACGCCUUUCCGCUGUGGUGCCAGUCUUACUAGUCGCCGACUCCCAUAAUAUCGUUCCCCUACUUUGCAGUGCUCUUUACCAGAGACAUGUAUGGGGGAUCCGCCAGCCUGUGGUUGGCCUGUGCUGUUCCAGCACUGGUACGAUUGCCACGGCCAUCUUCGGAUGGCUCGACUCCGAUCAGUCAGAAGAAGGCCGCAUGGCAAGUCCGAAAUCAAUGCAUAUCUUUCCACGCUCACCCUUCCUGAAGCCUACAGCGCACCUCGCUUUAGCAGCAGAUAUCCGCCUAGAUCCCUCGAUUGGGGUGUUUGACUUCAGUGACACCCGUUCUGCCAUCAGCCUCGCGCAAUUUGUUUUGGGGUUGCGGACUCAUUUUCAAGAUAUCAAGGAUGCCACAUCGAUAGAAGCAGUCGAUUCUCUGACUCCGUUGCACUGGAGGUCCGAUUUACCCGAGUUUGAAACUCAGUUUUUGGGACAAUUGGACGAACGAGUGGCGUCCUGGACCCACCAAGUACACGUGCAGACGACGAGACAGUCAUCGUCAUCUAGUCCUCGUACUCCCUCGACCUUGGAUACUGCGGUUGUAUCAUAUGAAACGAUGAGUCCUUCCUUGCUUCGUACCAUCGUCGAGGAUGAACAAGUUCAUGGUGCAAAUAUCUGGCUGCCUCAAAAGACCCGCGCGACGAACGUGAAAGGACGGGGGUCGCAUCUCUCAUCAAAGAGGACCAGUGCAUCACCACAACCGCUACCUGAGGAUAGGAUUUUGAUCUCGUCGCAUGCACCCAGCCUAUAUCCAAACUCACAAUUUACCGCUUUGUCUGAUACCGGCAUUAAGGACAGUGUGUCAAUAUCUAAUUGGCUGUUCGAACGCCAUGCGUUCACAGUCGGCCGGAUCCCUCUCCGCUCUGAGGAACAGGCGAACAAGACCGGAAUUAAUGCAAUGGUUAAAAUAUACGAUGAAAUGACAGCGUUUACUUGGUCGGACGACAUUAAAACCACACUCUCGAAUGCCAAGGUAGAUAUCUUCGUAUCGGACAUCAGGACGGAAUUAUGCGACACGAAGGGCGAUCCCAACUAUCAGUCCAGCGCAAUCGAUGUUCCCUCAUCGGAGGAUGUCGAGUUUAUUUCAUGCCGGAUAUCUGUGCUGUUGCACGCUGUAAAAGGUGCCCGCAGCUCUGACGAUGUCGCAAGGUUGCACGGCGCCAACGAGGCCUAUCGGCGUCACGAAUGGGAUGCUCUGCUUCUCAACUUCUUCCAACCUGUUCUCGGCCAACGGGAUGUGUUGCUAGAGCGACAUCUGAACUUCGCUCGUAAUCUCGCUGCCGAUGACCCUUCCUUUGCGACACGGACCAUCGAGGUCGCUCUCGAAUACCAGAACCUCUGUCUUGAACAGCACCGGUGUGUCCGUCUCACCGCAGAGACCUCUAGCAAUUGGACGCAGACUGCAGCAGCACGAGAUCAAGCAAUCCAAUUUUCUGACGAUAUCGAGCGUCGCGACAUGAAGAGGAAUUUUGGUAAAGUGAUUGCAUAUCACUCCUCUAAGGAUCCGAUCGCUGGAAAAUGUGAUGCCAUCCUCGUCAUUCCAUGUUCCAGCGUUGCUACUGCCAUCCCCGGGCACAUAUCUGGUAUCGACAAGCAAGAAAAGCUUCUGAAAUCUUUCAUGCUAGUCCAGGGUCCAAAGCUGGAGAAGCUUGACGCAAGUACGGGGGAAGCUUCUUACCAGAUUGAAAAAACCGAUCGAGCCCAGUUGCACAAUCCCUUUCUUUAUCAUCCUGAUGGUAAUCGAGCGACGCAGAAAAAAGCAACAAUACUUUCCCAGGAUACAUCCUAUGACGAACCCAGUGGACAGGACCUACUACUGCCAGUAUUGUUGGCUGAGUACAAGAAGAGGGACGAGUCCGCAAUUUCAACAGCCAUGAAUCAGAUGAAGACCUAUCUGGUUUCGGCGGUUACCUUCCUUUCCGAGUUCGGCAUCACAGACCAGCCUGUCUUUGGGCUGGUCGUUAAUGGCGCGCUGGGUGCAAUUACAAUGGCAUGGAAGAGAAACAAUCAAAUCUACGUCAUGGAACGGAACGUCCGACACUAUGAUAUUAGAGACCCUCUUCAGGCGCUUCAGUUUGUAUCUAUUCUGCCGCGCCUCGCGCGUUACAGCCUGGGCCUCCGCCGUCUGCUAGAGAAGCAGCUCGCAACUAUAGAUGUGAAGCAGCUUCAAUCUAAGCCGUGGUCCAAGUUAGCCCAACGGCAGGAAGACGAAAGAUUGGCGGCAACUAAGCGAACAGAAUCGGAAGGCCGCUCCCUCAUCCUUUUUUGGGUUGUUGGGCGGGACGGUGCAACCGUUAAGAUCGAUGGUCAGAAUGUUGCACUGAGCAUUCCUGGAGCAAAGCAACGCGCUGCUGCCCGGAACAUCAAUGCUUCGUGGAUAUUCCUCUCUGCAGAAAGCCUUGCUUCAUCGCUUGCAUCGUACAUGACUGGCCAUACGCUGGAGGCAACGGGCGGACGAGGAAUUUAGUGUCGCAUUAUAUUUCAUGGCAACUAUUUGCUAUGCGGUUGUAUUAUUUUGCGACAUUUCUUCAUUCCUAGAAUAUCGAAACUUCAAACAAUUCACGAGCGGAACGAUCAUGCAUUAAAUAUAUCAUUCUCGCUUCUUGUGCUGAUGAGCACAUCGAUGGAAGUGAUAGGUCCAUCAGCAAUAUCACCUGGUAAAGCGAAGCCCUCAAAGUGGAAGGCCGGUGGCACUUCGUUCCAUUUCACAGGUAUCGUACAGGUACUUUCUUCUUCACAGGUCAGGCGAUGUGCCGUCCUGCUUUGUGAUACGAGCAGUAUUCUAGAGCCAGGAUCUAUCCCAUCUAAACUCGACGUCAUACUCGCGACUGAAAUCUAGUUCAAUCACGAGGUCUCAAGAAUGCAGCAUCCAUGCCCAUCCGCGCGAUUCUAGCUACAUCAUCUCUGCUCAAGCCAAGACCUAGCGGAGGCUGCGCUAAAAGCAAAGAGUACUCUCCAAGGCAUG
Messenger RNA from Suillus subaureus, 3743 nucleotides. RefSeq lists its product as uncharacterized. The transcript is spliced from 11 exons. The coding region runs from base 129 to 3245 and encodes 1038 amino acids. The record is from RefSeq and is a predicted model, not a curated record. Lineage: Eukaryota; Fungi; Basidiomycota; Agaricomycetes; Boletales; Suillaceae.